Molecule: messenger RNA, 1357 nt
Organism: Sorex fumeus (smoky shrew)
Lineage: Eukaryota; Metazoa; Chordata; Mammalia; Eulipotyphla; Soricidae
Product: zinc finger protein with KRAB and SCAN domains 8-like
Exons: 3
Coding region: 140-931 (263 amino acids)
Source: RefSeq, a predicted model, not a curated record
AAGGGUGCGUCCCCGGAAGUUGACCUCCCGGGCCCCGAGUUGGCCUGCCCAGGUCUGUGGGUUCGCCUGGUUACCUUUUGGGGAAUUGAGGCCAGAGGGAUGAACAAGCAUCUGUUCUGAAGGGGAGGUAUUUGUAAGGAUGGAGCCGCAAGGAAAGGUUCCUUGCAUAUAUGAUGGGGAUCCUUUGCAGAUUCCUGAGUACGUGGGCCAGCUGGGAGACCAUCAGGACUCACCCUCCAAAGAAAGACGCUAUAAAUGCAGCGAAUGUGGGAAGAAGUUUGCCCAGAGCUCAGGCCUUGUGCGGCAUCGGAGAAUCCACACGGGCGAGAAGCCGUACGAGUGUGACUACUGCGGGAAAGCCUUCAGCGUGCGUUCCACCCUCACCGUGCACGAGAGAAUCCACACUGGCGAGAAGCCCUACACCUGUCAGGAGUGUCGGAAGGCCUUCAGCGUGAGGGCGCACCUCAUCAUCCACCAGCGGGUCCACAACGGCGAGAAACCCUACGAGUGUAACGAGUGCGGCAAAGCGUUUAGCGUGAGCUCGGACCUGAUCAAACACCAGAGAAUCCACUCUGGAGAGAAACCUUAUGCGUGUGACGCGUGCGGGAAAGCCUUCAGCGUGAGCUCCGCCCUCAUCAAACACCAGAGAAUCCACACGGGAGAGAAGCCGUAUGAGUGCAAGGAGUGUGGGAAGGCCUUCUAUGUGAACUCCGCCCUGAUUAACCACCAGAGGAUUCACUCCGGGGAAAAGCCCUAUGAGUGUGGAGAAUGCAGGAAGGCGUUCAGCCAGAUAUCAACCCUCAUCCACCACCAGAGAAUCCACACGGGAGAGAAGCCAUACGAGUGUGACGAGUGUGGAAAAGCGUUCCGCGGGAGUUCAAAUCUUACGAAGCACCAGAAAGUCCACGCCAAAGAGAAGUGUCAGCAGUGACCCCUGUGGGGAAGGUAGACCAGAGGACUUUUUGUGUGUCUCAGAAGUUAGCACCGAAAAAAGAGGGUAGAAAACAUUACUGUUUUAAAUUGAUGUGUGUCCCUUGGAAUGUAAGAAGUGACAAGUCAACGAAAAUUGCUCCAUCAGCCUAAGGACUGACCAAGGGUCUGAAAUCCCAUCUCCUUCCGAGAAUGCAGUUUUCCGACAUCUGUGAGAUGGUGAGUCCUGAGCAGGAGUCCAUAUCCAGCAGAGUUUUCUAGAAGUUCAACACAGAGGAAGAUGACCAGAGAUCAAAAUGGGAGCAUUCUUAUGGACUUCAUGCUGGACAGUGUGAUGAGCUUCUGAAUCGUUAACCCAAGGGAGGAAGGAGUCUGCAGCACAACUUUUGUUGCAUCAGGCCUCUGAGAAUAUCACUCCAAUAAAGGG